UAAAUCGCAGACCUUGAGGGGUCUGUAUGUCCAGCUACCCCCAUUACAGAACAGAAACAUGUCCCAAGGGUCCAACAAACGAAGCCUGGUGGGAGCGGGUGUGCUGCUUUCCGAUGUUCUGGGCGACAAACGCGUCAACGGAUUUGGGUCUCUAGUCAGAAAUGUUGAGUCAACGAGCCGUCGCGCGAAUGACCCACGACAGGCCUCCGUCGUCCUAUCGCCCCUGAAUUCUGCGCUCGAGGCGCUCCCUCAGAAGCCAUGGGAGGAUGCUGCCGACUACUCCGAGUUUGGCUCCAACGCUUACGAGGGAGCCGGUGGCCGCGAUCGGGCACAAGGCAACAUCCAGCGCUUUGUGGAACGUUACAUUGUGCCAGUGGCGGCCCAGGACUGGGCUAAGGAGCAGAAGAUUAAGUCCAUCGGCCAGGACACGCUCAUAUGGUGGGAGGAAAACGCUGAUGGCAAAAGAACGGUAAGGCGGUCUGGCAAGAGGGGUUUGGAAUGUAAUCGAAUAUCGCUGAACGAAUGCCACGCCAACAAAUCCGGCAGAUUCAGCCAGAUGGUAUUCGGGUCAAGGAAGUCAUUUCCACAGCCACAAAUGGCGAAAUUUGGCUUCUCGAAGGAGUCCUUGGAAGAUCGUAGCAGCUGGUGUCGAGCGCGUUGCUGUAAAAUCACAGACAAGAGAUUCAAUCUCGUGCUCUUCGAGUAGGCCUCAACGAGGGUAUAUCUAUCAAGGUUACAGGGACUCUGGGUCAGAGGAGGGGGAACAGGGGCGAAACGAAGAAAGACAUGAAAUAUGGUAUUAUGUACAAUCCAGUGCGCAGAAAGAGACGAGUUCCAGAUGUCUAGAGCCUGUCAAGUUUGCGUCUCUCGUUGCGUGUCCUCUUCAACAGCUUCUUGUACUUCUUCUUCUUCAUCUUGAGCUUCCGCUGCCUCUUGACACUGAUGGCCAAAAUCGUCCCGUUGCGUUUCUGGCUCUCUUGGAACAUGAUCUG
Molecule: messenger RNA, 992 nt
Organism: Gaeumannomyces tritici R3-111a-1
Lineage: Eukaryota; Fungi; Ascomycota; Sordariomycetes; Magnaporthales; Magnaporthaceae
Exons: 2
Coding region: 59-706 (215 amino acids)
Source: RefSeq, a predicted model, not a curated record